UGUUUGCGACAAGAUCACUUCAUCAGUCUGUGGACGAGCAGUGAAACGCUGAGACUAUGUGAAAACGUUCUCGCGCUCAACAUCACGUUUCGCAAUAUUAUUUUUAUCAUGUUUGAGUGAAUCAGUGGGGAAUUUUCACGAAAAGUGUAAUUGUGAGAUAUAAAAAGGAAAAUCUCGUGGUGUGAUUCCAGCAAAAGGUGCUUUACGAGCGAAAUAUCAAGGCAUGAUUAACAUGCAAUUUCAUCUAAUUAUUCUCUUUGGACUUUUUAUGGCCAAUGUGUCAGGAUCGCCAUGGCCAAGGCGUCUCUCGGUGUCGUUCAUACCGAAUGGCUCGGGUAGCGCGUCCAAGGGGUUCAGGAGGAGCGUGACCACAGACGCGAGCGAUCAAAUGGUGUUCCUCAGCAGCGAAGAGCUGUCCAAUGAGUCGGACAUUGAGGCCCGAGUCUCGGUGGUGCCGAAAAGGACUCGCCCAAUAAGGCCACCAAGCUCGAACUACUCAGAGUCACCAAUGCAAAUUUAUAGGGAUGAAAAUGGUGAGCUUAAAUACAAAUAUGAACCAUCAAAUCACGUGAACAGUCAUGUAAGCACCAUAAAACCAGACUCAUCCUCUGCAACGCGAGGUAAGCGAGACAAGAUUUACUUUCCAGAGGAGAACAACUACACAAGUCCUCCGAAAAUCCCGAAGCCUGGAUGUGCAAGAGAUUCAACGUUUUGCCUGGAAGAUCACACUUAUCCCGCAUCUCGCAUUGAAACGCUCCUAGAGAAGGACUACAAGCAGUAUGCAGAGUUCCUAACUGAGGACUAUAUCACCGCAGAUCUGACGCAACGUAAUGAUAUUCCGGGCGAGGAGAGUCUGUGCGAGAGCUAUGAGAACAAGGUGUAUCCGAAAUCUGGCCAGAACAGAGAUAAUAAGUGGCUGUACAUAAUAAAUCAAAGCAACUUUACACAAGGUGUAAGAAUAGAGGAGUGCAGGCGAAGUGGCCAGUCUUGCUCCUUCUCCACACUCUUCCCGACAAAUUACGUCUCGGAGUGCAAGCAAAAGUAUCAAUAUCGCCAAUUGCUGGCCCUCGACGAACGAGGGGAGAUCAUAAAAGACUUCUUCAGAUUACCAUCUUGCUGCAAGUGCUACGUUCGGCAGGUCUAGGAGAAGGUUCAUCCUCAAAUUGUGAUAUACCAUUAAUUCAUCUAGUGAUAUUCCAAGCACCAAGACGCACAAUUCAAUAAAUGAGAGAAACGUUAAAUAUCCAAGAAAUAUUUACCGGGCAAUAACAGUUUCCGUGUAAGUUAAUUUAUUGUCGUUUGUCAUAUUACUUACAUGCAUUUAUGACAUGAUUUUUUCUUAGAGAGAAAAUAAAUCAGGAUUUGAGUAAAGCUAAUGGUGAAAAUUUGAAUUCAGAAAUUGUAAUUAAGACUACAUUAGAAACUCAUCAUCUAUGGAAUAAUACUAACACGAAUUAGUAGUUUUUUGCUAGAUUCUCUUUUAUAGUUUAUACUAGUCGAUGUGAGUAAAAUUUGUAGCAGGUACAAAGCAAGUGAAUGUAAAAAUGAAAUUGCGUGUAAAUAAAUAAAAUAGCCCAAGAAUGGAGAUGUCAGUCAGCGGCAUAAUAUGUAUAGUGUCGAAUAAAAAGGCGAUAGCAAUAAA
Molecule: messenger RNA, 1642 nt
Organism: Phlebotomus argentipes
Lineage: Eukaryota; Metazoa; Arthropoda; Insecta; Diptera; Psychodidae
Gene: spz
Product: protein spaetzle
Exons: 4
Coding region: 224-1144 (306 amino acids)
Biological process (GO): innate immune response; central nervous system formation; regulation of Toll signaling pathway
Cellular component (GO): extracellular region
Molecular function (GO): growth factor activity; Toll binding
Source: RefSeq, a predicted model, not a curated record